AUGCCCACCGAAGUUGGCCUACUUGCAAACUUGCGCGAGCUCUAUUUUUUUGGCAACAGCAUUUCUGGGCCCUUGCCCUCUGAGAUUGGACUGGCAAGCCAGCUUCGUGAAAUUAGGCUCUCCAACACCAAUAUGCAAGGAACGCUCCCAGAAGAGCUCUACACUGGACUCAACAAUAAUCUACGACGGCUGCACUUGAACGAAUGCAACUUCUCUGGGAAAAUCGGCUCAUCACUUGGUCUUUUGACAAAUCUUGUGCGGCUAAACCUGGCAAACAACCACUACCAUGGCACCAUUCCGAAUGAAAUCGAGACACUGACGGGCCUGAAGCAACUUCUGGUGAAUGGGAACAAUCUGUCUGGAACUGUUCCGGUAUCUGUCUGCCAAAACUUUGCAUAUCUUGAACAUGACAAGCUCGCUGAAGUUUCAUUGGUGGCUGACUGUCUGCCCAACACAGCAACCGGAGUUCCUGACAUCCAGUGUGCUUCUGAUGGCUGCACCAGUUGUUGCGAUGAGACAGGGGUUUGCCUCGCCAACUGA
Seminavis robusta is the source of this 540-nucleotide messenger RNA. Lineage: Eukaryota; Bacillariophyta; Bacillariophyceae; Naviculales; Naviculaceae. The record is from the annotation of a GenBank genome assembly.